AGAAUUUCACAUGACGUGAGAAAACACACUCGCUGCGGGUUUCAACGCAAGAUCCUCUGCUAUAAAUCCGCAUCUGCACCCGACACAUAAGCCAAUACAGGAUACCUGCAUCCUCAUUGUCGGACUCUGACGUCAAACGUUACCACCGCCCUGCAGUGCCAGGGGUUCUAGUUGAUGGAGAGGAGAGAAGCGGCCCUCGUUACAAUGGACCAGGAUUUGGAAACUAAAUUCCUGCUUUGAGAGAGGGAAAAAAACAUGAACGAAAGAGACCUCUCUCGGAAGCUAUGCUUAUUCGAAGGCUGGAAUACCACCGGAGUGUUCUACCGAAAGGAAGCAGCGCUUACAGCGUCUCGUGUGGAAUUUCAGGGGGCUUUCCUGCAACAGCGGCGAGACCGGGGGAAAUCUGCAGGAGCAUUUCAUUUGCAAAACAGCAAAGUGAUUGGCAGUCACCUUGUUCUGAAAUGACUGCAAGAGCAUUACGAGCUGAGGUGGUUAGCUACUAGUAAUGACAUUUCGGGGUGCAGCUUCAGUUUGUUUAAUCAUAUACUUGAGCUCAUUGGAAAAAUAAUAUAACUGAUAUUUUGACUUUGCUGACAUCAGCUGUUUAGCUAGCUAGCCCGCUAGCUGUUGUUUUGCAAUGAAGGAAUGUUAGUGGCUGCACGCUUGUGAAUUCUGCGACAUGGCCUGCUUUUUGCUGGGAAAACCCUUUCUUGCUGGCUUGUUUGUUAUAGACACCUUGCAGUCGCCUAGCGUGCAUGCUAAUAAUACAGUGCUGUAGCUUAGCUAGCUAACUACAUACGAAUAACAUGGGAAGUAUUUCAGUAGGAGAUAAAUUGUUGUUUUGACUGGCCAGCUAUUUAAAAUCUUUGCUUGAGUUAAUCAGUCGGUGCAAUGUCUAUUAGGACCGUUGAGCCCAGCUAGCAGUGCGAACCGGCAAGCCUGGGCUGGAAUAUGCCUAAGAAGGACAGUGGCAGCUCGAUGCUGAAUGUCGUGUCCUGGCUGGCUUUUUCAGGGACGCGCACUAGCGAGAAAGGGAAAGGGGGCUAUUACGUUGGUUUGACAGGUAGCCUGGCUGGGCUAGAUGGAUAUCUUGCUAUGGCUUAUUUUUAUCCAAAAAUUACCAUAAAAAGAGAACUUGCCUCCGACAAAAUGAGCAAGGAAUUUCACAGUAAACAUCCAGAUUCCAUGAUAAGGCACUGAAAAUGUUCGAGCGUUAGACUGUCCGCUUAUUCAAGCUAACUUACGAACAUCUUGCGCUAUUUUGUAAUUUACAGCCUAUUUGCCGUGGGUCUCCGAUAAUCGCAGUGAUGUCUAAAUCGGCGACUAAAGAAAAGAAAUCUUUCAGCAAGAAGCUGUUCCGCAGGGGCUCCGUGCGCUCCGUGGGGAGUUUCAUGAGCAGGGUGCUGAGGACUCUCUCUACCCUGUCUCACUUCGGCACGGAGGAACACGCCGCCGAACACGAGAAAGACGACGGGGGCUUCACUUUAUUUAAGACUGGUGCCAAAGGUUCCGUCCCCUCAGCUGAAAGCGACUGCUUUCUGGCCGGAGACAAGAUCCCCGGAGUGUCCGGGCUCAAGAAUCAUGGGAACACUUGUUACAUGAAUGCAAUUCUGCAGUGCCUGAGUAACACUGAGCUCUUUGCGGAGUAUUUGGCGUUAGAGCACUACCGGGGGGAGGACGCGGAGGAGGACAAAUCCAGGUCCAGCAGCGUCUUUUCGUACAGAAAGGGUGUACACGAGAGGGGGGAGGUCACGGAACAGCUGUCCAGUCUGGUUCGAGCUUUAUGGACCUUUGAAUACACUCCGCAGCAUAGCCGGGAAUUCAAGAACGCCGUGUCCAAGAAUGCCCUGCAGUACCGUGGCAACGCCCAGCACGACGCCCAGGAGUUCCUCCUCUGGCUCCUGGACCGGGUCCACGAGGACCUCCACAGCCAUCCCAGCAGCAGGCCUUGCAUGAAGCCGCCCAUAGAAGACUGCGGAGCGUCAGAAGGACCGCCCUUCCCCCUGACGGCCGGCUCCUUCGUGCAGGAGCUCUUCCAGGCUCAGUACAAGUCCUCCCUCACCUGCCCCCACUGUCAGAAACAGAGCAACACCUUCGACCCGUUCCGCUGCAUCUCCCUGCCCAUCCCCCUCCCCCACACACGGCCCCUGUACAUCACCGUGGUCUACCAGGGGAAGUGCUCCCACUGUAUGAGGGUUGGAGUGGCCGUUCCACUGUCCAGCACCGUGUCCCGGCUCAGAGAGGCUGUUUCCCUGGAAACCAAGAUCCCCCCUGACCAGAUCGUUUUGACUGAAAUGUAUUACGAUGGCUUCCACCGCUCCUUUUGCAACGACGAUGAUGACCUCAGCAUCAUCCAGGAGAGCGACUCAAUCUUUGCGUUCGAAACCCCAGAGACAUUUCGACUGGAAAGUAUCCGCGCUCAAAGAGGAAGCCUGCUGGUCAACCUAAAUCAGAACAACCUGAAGUACGGGGCAGAGAACGCCAGGACCUCGUCAUUCAUGCAGGGGGCGAUGCUGCCGGCCAAUAAGAACACGGGAUCCGAAAAGAUGAUCCUGCUAGUGUGCAACCGGGCCUGCUCCGGGCACCAAGGACGCAGGUUCGGCAAUCCGUUUGUGCUUUACCUGGAGCGAACUGUGACCUGGGACGUUCUUCAGAAAGAGAUUCUGGAGAAGAUGCGACACCUGCUCAGGCCGGGGGUCUUCGUUCAGGUGGGUCCCUUCAGUCUACGGGUGGUGGGUCUGGUUGGAAUCACGUACCUUUUACCUCAAGAGGAGCAGCCCCUGUGUCACCCCACAGUAGAGAGGGCGUACAGGUCCUGUGGGCAGGGAGGUCCUCCGCAUGUGAAGAUUGUGGUGGAGUGGGACAAGGAGACCAAGGAUUAUCUGUUUGGCCACACGGAGGAAGAGUACAUCCCCGAUGCUGAGAGUGUUCGGAUCCAUAGGGAACAGCACCACCACCCCCAGGCCUGCACUCUGGCCCAGUGCUUCCAGCUAUACACCAAAGAGGAGCAGCUCGCCCUGGACGACGCCUGGCGCUGUCCCCACUGCAGGCAGCUGCAGCAGGGCCGCAUCAAACUCAGCCUGUGGACCCUGCCUGACAUCCUCAUACUGCACCUGAAGAGAUUCAGACAGGAGAUGGACAGGAGAGUGAAGAUGCAGAACAUGGUGCGGUUCCCCCUGCUCGGGUUGGACAUGGCGCCCCACGUGGUGAAGAGAAGCCAGAGCAGCUGGAGCUUGCCCUCUCACUGGUCACCGUGGAGACGCCCCUACGGCCUGGGCCGCGACCCCCAGGACUACCUGUACGACCUGUACGCCGUGUGCAACCACCACGGGACCAUGCAUGGCGGCCAUUACACAGCGUUCUGUAAGAACUCGGUCGACGGGCAGUGGUACUGCUUCGACGACAGCGACGUCCAGCCCAUAGCCGACGAAGAGGUCUGCAAGCCCACGGCCUACAUCCUGUUCUACCAGCGCAGGACCACCAUUCCUUCCUGGUCGGCUAACAGCUCAGUCGCAGGCUCCACCAGCUCCUCUCUCUGUGAGCACUGGGUGAACAGGCUCCCCGGCAGCAGGCAGCCCAGCGUGGCGUCUGGCUCCUCCUCCCGCCGCACCUCCCUGGCCUCCCUGGCCGAGUCGGUGGAGUUCCCCGGGGAGCUGAGCGGAGACGAUGGAUUCUCAACCCGUCCGUUCGUGCGUAGCGUCCAGCGUCCGAGCUCUUCCAGGUCGUCCAUGGCCAGCCCGCUGGCCCUGUGCGAGAACGGCAUCAAGCCGUCCUGGUCGCUGUCGGCCAAGCUCCACCUGCGCUCCAGCUCGCCCUCGCGCUUCUCCCUCGACUCCUUCUCCUCCUCCGGGCUGGAGCGGAUCGGCGAGGCCUCCUCCUCCGCCGCCGCCGACGACAAGGUGUCCACCUCCUGCUUCGGCCGCUCGUCCAGCGGCAGGGCGCCGCUGGCCAUGACGGAGAGCGUCACCAGCGACGACGGGAGCAGCAGGAAGUCGCUGGACGAGCCCUACCGCAGGGCCCCGCCCCCGGCCGAGAGGAGGGCCGCCAAAGCCGAGCUGCUCGACAACAACAACCGGGCCCCGCCCGGCGACUCCGGGGCCCCCUCCGGCAAGCAGAAGGCCGGGGCGGGGACCGGCGACUCCGGGGCCCCCUCCGGCAAGCAGAAGGCCGGGGCGGGGACCGGCUCCACCCAGAAGCCGGAGGGGGUGUCGGCCAAGAGGAGCUCCAGCAAGACUCAGGCGGAUUCGGAGAAGAGCUCCAAGAAAAAGCAGGCGUCGUCCUCCACCCAGAGCCCACCCACCCCCCAGGCGUCCAGCACCCAAACAUCCAACCCCCAGGUGUCCAACGUUAAGACGUCUAACACUAAAGUGUCCAACACUAAGAUGUCCAGCGAUAAGGCGUCCAACCCUAAAGUGUCCAACACUAAGGUUUCCAACGCCAAGUCUAAAGGGGACUCCAAGACCAGCAAGGCGUCUUCGUCCUCUUCUGGGACGCCAUCCAAGAAGGAGGCGCCGCCGAGCCAGGAGGGGGCGCCGGCGGCUGUGGGCACCCCCAGGAAGCAACGGGUCCCGUCGGGGGCGCAGUCGUCGGCCUCGCCCUCGCCGGCUGGCAGGAGGGCCCCGGGGGCGGAGCGGAGCUCGGCGGGCGGGCGGAGGAAGCCGGGGGAGCGGGGCAGCCCCCUGACGGACAGGCCCCGGUCGGGCAGGUCGGGCGAGGGAGGGCGCCCCGAGCGGAGGCUGGUCAGGAGCUCCAGCAGCAGCUCCUCCGUCACCAGCCUCCGCUCGCCCGCCGGCCCCUCCUCCUCCUCCUCCCGCGACCUGCGCAGAGGCAGCCGGUCCGAGGACAAGGGGCUGUCCUUCCUCAAGUCGGCGCUCCGGCAGAAGGAGACGCGGCGCUCGGCGGACCUCGGCAAGUCCGCCCUGCUGGCCAAGAGGGCGGCGGAGGCGUCCGGCAGGGCGGGCGGGCAGCCGAAGGGCAUCGGGACCCCGGGGGGCGGCGAGGGGUCGGGGAAGAGCUCACGACAGGGCUCCCCGGAGCCCCGCUCGGGCAAGGCCGGGGUCAAGGCGAAGGAGGCCGCCAAAUCCACCCCCGCCAAGAACUCGCCCUCCGGCAAGACCAAGUCUUCCGGCGCGGAGCCCGGCUCCCGGUCCCCAGAAAGCGGGACGGCGUCGCUCGAGAGGACGCCGCCCAGUAGGAAGCUUUCUCCCAGCAUGCAAUCCUCCGCGCCGCCCACGGCCCAGCCUCAGUGAUGUCGGGACUGCGCUUUCAUUUCUCCUGUAACGCAGCUAUUUUUGUAUGUGCCUACUAUAUAUUAAGAUAUAUAUGAUAUAUAUAUUUUUCUUUUUAAAGAAAACCUAUUGUACAUUACGAAACAGCCUUUGUCCCUAAUCCUGCCGUGAGCCAGAUAACGGUCAUUGGCUGGAUCUGGUACUAGAAUCCACUACUGUACACUAAACCGAAUAGCUAUCUUGGGAAUGUGUUUUUGAAAGAAGGCGUAUAUCUUGUGUAAAUUGAGUUUAUUCUUGUUUUUCCCCAGAGGUGCAACAGUUUAAUGGGUGACGUAAACACUUUGUUGCCGGGUUACUCAUAGCUCCUUUUUCUGUAGCAUGCUUUGAAGAAGCUAAUUUACGGCAGCUUGACACCGGACUCCUGGACGAGGAACUCGGAUGGUAAGAAUGCUGAUUGUGCACAUUCGAAAUGUUUAGACCUUCCUUAGGGCUAUUUUAAGGGCGAUACCCCGCAAUGAGGUCAGGAGAGGACAGAAAUGUUUGGCGCUUCACAGACAGAGGCCCAACUCUUGCGCGAAAGAGCCUAUUUUGGAGACAUCAGAGGGGAUGGUGGGGUUGUGAGACAUAACUCCACUUUUAUCUGGAUUAUGUCUGUUGAACCAGUUUGAAAGUGGAAGGCUUUCACACCAGGUGUGGCAAUUGACGUGGGAUUUAAAAAUCAGUCAACAUCUACAAUUUGGCCACUUUUAUUUUUUUUGAGUGAAACCCUGACUUGCUGUGAAUGACUGCUGGCUCAGGCAAGUGCUACUGGCUCUUUUUUUUUAGAAAUAAGAGGAUACAUAUUUGAUACUGAAUGAUUUACCUCUUGGUGCAAUUUAGACUUUAUUUAAGGGGCAUUAUUUUUGAUGAUUGAAUAUUAAAUUGCAAUCUGCAUGUUCUUGUUUACCAGCUACUGAAGAGAUGUACCUGUAACUGAACAUAUAUUCUCUCUUGCCCAUUUGCGCCUCUGUAUGUGCGGCUUUCUCUGGUGGAUAUGUCUGGAAAGACAGAAUGUAAGCCAGAGACUGUCUGAUCCUCCUGAGACAUGCAUUUGAAUUGAUAAUCCAGUUUGUGCACUAUUCUUUGAUGCAGUCUGGUGACUCCAUAACUCCUAACUCCAUGAAGUGGCAGCAGAGGUAGGAUGCGGCAAGGAUGUGCUCUCACAACUGAUGGGGCACGUAUAGUACUUCAGGAAGUUGCAGAACACAUAAAUCCAAUUAUUGGGUGUCCAUCAAACACUCAUAAAAACCAAAAAAAAAGCCAGUUCCCAUAGGCAAAAUAAUCACAAAAUAACAACCAUAACGUUUUAGUAUACCUGGCCAUAUUAAUUCACAACAGUCCGACAGUCCAGUCUGCCAAGAGAGCAGACAUUUUUAUUCGUGUUCUGUUGGGGUUGUAUCUGGGUUAUUUUCUUCACAAGCUUAUAUUUGAAAGUAUAAUGUUAAAUACUAUAAUAAAGUUUGCCCCAAAGACCUCUGGUUACAGGUUAGCUCUUCUGCAUCAGAAGUCAAAAUUGGGGUCUCUGUAGAACAUUUUCAAUUCAUUGAGAACAUUUUUGUCAAUUUACCGAUUUAGCUAAAUUUAAAUGGAAUUGAGUCAAAUCCUGGGAGAGGCGGUUGGCAUUUUAAAAAUAAUAAUAUUCCCUGCAUAGGCUCUAGUACCUCCCCGCAACCCUGCCCAGGAUAAGCGGGUACAGGCAAUGGAUGGACCCUGUCCAGGAUAAGUGGGUAUAGAUAAUGGAUGGAUAGACCCUGGUCAGCUUUGAAUGAGAAAAGAUUCACUGCUUCUCAUGGAUAUAACGAUUGUAGUGUUGAUAUCAGCUGUAGAAUCCUGAAACUCAGCAUAAAGAAUGUAAGAAUUCUUAGACAUUUUUCUCUGCAGAUUCAGAAUAGGACUUGCGCCAUGUUUGUUGCGAUUGACUGAAAGUCUGGACUCGCGUUGCAUUGUGGGGCAUUGCCUUUUGGGUCGCUCCAAGGCCAGGGCUGGCGUUUCACGACCACACCGCUUCAGCUUAUAGGUCACAGGUGGCCGUGUGACCUGGUCACAUGUUCACAGUCACGAACAUUCUGACAAGACUGAGCAGCACACAGAACAGCCCGUUAUUUCAAAAAAAGUUUGGCAGUGAUCCCCACGCAUAAGACGAGCGGAGGCUGAGUUUAAGCUACACACAUUGCCAUAUAACCAGAACAGGAGAAACACAUCGCGCUACGUGCACCGGCGUAACGACCGACCGAAAGCAAGAAGCGGGGUUGCGGGUCCACUGAAGGGUUAUGGUUUUUAUUUUCCCCCGGUGCUGUUUAUUGGAGUAAUGCAUCGCUACCCCUCGUAAAGGCCUUGUAGGUUUUCCCUGCAUAAAGGGCGAAGCAAUCAGAUUUUUAACACGUUAAUGCACAGAUUAAUAAAAUAUAUAAAAAAUUAAUGGAAAUAAUUAUGGGUGAAAAUUUGCAUGAUAUUGCCCGUGCAUGCGUGUAAGCUAUUUAGCAAAGCAGCUAACUGUUGCCAUAUUGGCUGCGUAAAGUGAAAACGCUACUGUUUAAGACUGGAAUAUAUAUUUUUACCGUAUCCUUCCACAUGCCGGCAAAGAAACGCAUGGACAGCGUCUUACAUGGUUCUCAUCUUACAUCAUUUCCUGUGCACACAUUCAUUACCAUCGCUUGUUAUUAGAGAUGCUGUGCCACACGGUGCAAAAAAAACAAAAAAAACCGUGAGUCAGCAAACAGUAUUUCUACAUUUUUUAUUUUUUACUUUUUGUAUACUAACCUUUUUAAAGUAACAGACUAGUGUAUUUGUAUCAAACAUGUGUGUGCAUUUCUGUUGUUAAAACAUAAAAGAAUGAAAUCCAAAACAUAAGGAAUAUAUUGAAGCAAUCUUACAAUAGACUGUAUAUAUUUUAACAAGAAUUGUUGCCAUUUUUGUGCUUCUCAAGAUAUAGUGAUGCUCGAAAAUGAUAUUUUUUUCAGUAUAUGCAAAAAUAUAGUAGUAGCAAAUAUUUUACAUGCAUACACACACAUACACAGAAAUGCUGCAUAAUUGUAUACUGGAUAAUAAUGUUUUUUUGAAUUGCCAUCUGUAUUUCAUAUAUUUUGGAUUUCAUGUUUAACAUAUAUUUUAUUUACUAUAUAUUGGCCUUUAUUUUCAUAAGGAAUGUGUGUUUGAACAUUUCAGGACUGCUUGGUGCAACAUUCACCCUGUUCACAUAAUGUGUGCACUCUUAGCGCUUUGCACAAUGUUCAGCUCAACACUGUUCAGUUACAGCACUUCACACAGGUUCAGUGUACUGAGCAUUACCUGGGCUAGGCCCAGUCAGCAUCACCCAUCUCACCAUAGAGCUAACAACUUAUUACCCUAUUUUAGCUGCUAGCGUCUCCUUUCUCCUGUACUCUAUGGUGGAUGACAUCAUCAUCGGCAAGAUGUGUGUAGCGUGGAGGAUGUUUGCUACCCACCAGUCUAAUUCACGGUCAGCCAUUUGCUUACUCUCUCAGUCCGUGUUACUAUAAAGGCCGCGGGCACAGUGUUUUGGUCAACAGUGGUUAUAACGCACAUAUCGAGAUGCCGUCCUCAUUAAAUUAACCACUUCUGCCUGACCGCUCAUUUGAAACUCUCUUGUGACACUACAUCCAUUUUUCUUUUAGGAACAAUGUAAAAGAGAUAACAGAUGCAAUGAGCUGUAAAGUAUUAGGUUUGUUUCAUCCAAGAAAUGCAUUAUACAGAAGGGAGAGCACACUUCGCUCAGCAUUUUACCUUUGGUUAACACACUGGGCUGGCGUAGACUUGAUACAGCAUAAUGUGCACUACAUGACUGAGUUUAUUGUUCGUCAGAGGAGUUUUAUGUCCUGUUUCAGUGUGCUUCUGAGCAGGAGGAAACAGUCUUCUGGAAGUUUGUUCAUGACUGAGUAUGGGAAAAAUGUUUAAGUAAAUACUAUGUAAAUGUAACUUAUUUUGGGCAAGUGCAUGAGAUUGUGUCAAUGCCCUUUUCUGUUAUUUGUAUGUUUUACUAUUUAAAGAGUAUGCAAUUUUAAUAGACAUAUUUUUAUCAUUUUUUAUGUUUGAAAGAAUGCUUUUCUUUGAAAGAAUACUAAAAUGUUUAUAUAUGACAUUGGUUUAACCAAACAAGAACAAAAAAUGCAAUGUAAUAAAAAUGGACGAAAAUGGAGAUUUUUCAGUUUUAUUUGUUGCUAUAUUCUUUUGAUUUGAUUUCACCUGCUUUAGGGGCUGUCUCAGGCGUUAUUUGAGCUGAAUUCAUUCAUUCAUGGGUGGAGGUUCAGCGAUCUUAAGGUGAGACAGGAGGAGGUGCAGUGAGGUCUCAUAGUGAGAGAAGGAGGUGCGGAGAUCUCACAGUGAGACAAGAGGAGGUGCACUGCAAUCUCACAGUAAGACAUGGGGAGGUGCAGUGAUCUGACAGUGAGACAGGAGGAGGUGCAGUGAGGUCUCAGUGAGAGGAGGAGGUGCGGAGAUCUCACAGUGAGACAAGAGGAGGUGUACUGCAAUCUCACAGUAAGACAUGGGGAGAUGCAGUGAUCUGACAGUGAGACAGGAGGAGGUGCAGUGAGGUCUCAUAGUGAGAGAAGGAGGUGCAUUGUGAUCUCACAGUAAGACAUGGGGAGAUGCAGUGAUCUGCCAGUGAGACAGGAGGAGGUUCAGUGAUUUGACAGUGAGACAGGGGGAGGUCCAAUGAUCUCACAGUGAAACAGGAAGAGGAGCAGUGAAAUCCCACAUUGGGACAGUAGGAGGUGCAGCAAUCUCAA
Messenger RNA from Anguilla rostrata (American eel), 10012 nucleotides. Its product is annotated as ubiquitin carboxyl-terminal hydrolase 31-like. Bases 1308 to 5249 code for a protein of 1313 amino acids. Gene Ontology annotation, molecular function: cysteine-type deubiquitinase activity. The record is from RefSeq and is a predicted model, not a curated record. Gene Ontology annotation, biological process: protein deubiquitination. The transcript is spliced from 16 exons. Lineage: Eukaryota; Metazoa; Chordata; Actinopteri; Anguilliformes; Anguillidae.